UGGGUUUAUAUCACAGCAAGGCCAAAUGGGACCAAUGUUCCGGACUUGCACUUGACCUGGCGGGAAAGUUGAGACUAAACCUUCUUCGUCCAAUUUGAGUGUCCUCUCUCUCUCCCUCUCUCUCUCUCUCACACACACACACACACAAUCAGAACCAGAAACAAUAUGUCAAAGUUCGAAUACCCUCGGCUCCCCAGAAAAGAAAUCAUCGCAGUACUCGCCGAAUCCCAAAUCGCUUCCAUCUCAGAACACGAUCUAACCAACCCUACCUCCGAUUUCGUCUCCAACCUCUACGCUCAACUGCUCAUCCACAUCGGCAGUCUCCAGGAAGAUAGUGGGCUGUUGGAAUUUGCAGACCUAGAUCAACUGGAGAACCCUGAUUUACAUGUUGAUUCAGUUAGAAUGAUGAGUUUGUUUAGGAAAGUUAGAGAGGUUAUUGAUGCUAUUUGCCCUAAGAUGUUCGUCUUCACGUUGAGAGAUCUUGUUAAGCCUGAUCCUGAUCGGACUGAGUUCUUUGUUGGUGCUAUUCUUAACUUUUGUCUUUAUAGAGAUACUAAAAUGAAUAUGAUAAGGCCAGCUGUGGAUGAGUUGACAGCUCUUGAUGAGCAACGACAAGAGCUGGAGGCUAAAAUAUUGCAGUGGAAUGCAGAAAUAUCAGAGCUCAAUGAACUAAGGGAGAGGGAGACACCUGACAUUAAAGAACUCGAAACCAAAAUCGAAGAGCUGAGACAGGCCAUUGCAGCUCGUAACAAACAACAGUCGUCCUUGCAAGCUACAAUUAGAAAAAAGAGGGACGUGUCUAAGGAAAUGGAUGAAAAGAUUUCUAGUGCUGAGUUUGCUUUAGUACAAAGUGCUCAAGAAAAUGCCAGCCUGCGUUCAAAAAUUGUUCAGUCUCCCGAUAAACUACAGAGGAAAUUGGAGGAGAAGAAAACAGCUCUAACUGAGGCAAAGAACGCAGAAAAGGCAGCAAUUCAGUCUUUUAAUGAAAAAACUGCCAUCCUUGAAGUAUAUUCAAAGGCUAGCAAGAAAAUGAACAAGCAUCUGAAGCUAAUGCAGACUUUACAAGAGCAGGUGAACUCAGCCAAACAGGUUGAGAAAGAUGUGAAGGUCCUGAAAGCUAAGAACAGUGAUGAUGGGGUGUUGGAUAAAUCACUUGAAGCCAAAUUAUUUGAACUUCAAGGCAGAGUGGACCAGUUAGAGGAAUUACUAAAACAGUUGCAAAAAGAAAGAGAUGUCAAGUGUGAAGAGGCUUCCAAAGAGCUAAAUAAUGUGAGAUCACAAAUGGAAUAUGAUCACUGCGGCCUCGAACAAAGACAAAGGGAAGUAGAAGCUCUUGUUGCAGAGGGGGACGCUAUCAAUGAAAAGUUCAAUAAAGAGAAAGAAUCAGCAGCAGCUAAGCAGCAAAUGUUACUCCGCAAAUGUGAAGAGAUCACUAAAGAGGUUUUCCAGUAUUCAAAUGCUACUGGGCAAUUGCUAUCUCGGAUAGAGGCUGGAGCUUCAGAAUGACCAUUUGGGUCACAACGCUCGGCUCUUAAUCUAUGUCUUUUCUUGUUUGAUGGUUUUCUAGUUGAAUGUUAAAAGUUUGUAUUAGUGUAUUUAAUCGUCUGAAUAGCUUAUGACAAUCUUAAAUGAAAAUGUUAAAACUUCAAUAGUUUGUUAGCGGA
Messenger RNA from Helianthus annuus (common sunflower), 1664 nucleotides. RefSeq names its product kinetochore protein NUF2 homolog. Gene Ontology annotation, molecular function: protein-containing complex binding. The record is from RefSeq and is a predicted model, not a curated record. Gene Ontology annotation, biological process: meiotic chromosome segregation; kinetochore organization; mitotic spindle organization. Lineage: Eukaryota; Viridiplantae; Streptophyta; Magnoliopsida; Asterales; Asteraceae. Gene Ontology annotation, cellular component: kinetochore; Ndc80 complex. The transcript is spliced from 11 exons. The coding region runs from base 166 to 1506 and encodes 446 amino acids.